Messenger RNA from Pleuronectes platessa (European plaice), 3412 nucleotides. RefSeq names its product phosphoribosylaminoimidazole carboxylase, phosphoribosylaminoimidazole succinocarboxamide synthetase (gene paics). Bases 42 to 3242 code for a protein of 1066 amino acids. Gene Ontology annotation, molecular function: phosphoribosylaminoimidazolesuccinocarboxamide synthase activity. The record is from RefSeq and is a predicted model, not a curated record. NCBI's taxonomy places the organism in Eukaryota, Metazoa, Chordata, Actinopteri, Pleuronectiformes, Pleuronectidae. The transcript has 16 exons. Gene Ontology annotation, biological process: 'de novo' IMP biosynthetic process.
CAGGCUGGGGAGAAAGAAAGCGUUUCCAGGUCAGCUCAAACAUGGAGAGAGGAGCAGAGAGACAAAGAGGAGGGGAUACGGAGGUGGCGCAAGAGAAGGGCUCAGUGGAGAGGCAGUGGGGGGACGCAGAGGUGCUGGCUCUCAUGUCAGUGUGGGACGAGGUCGGCGCUCAGCACGUAGCCGAGAGCAGGGCCACGUUUGAGCUGAUCUCAGAGCGCCUGAGGAGGCUCAGUGUUGUGCGAAGCUGGUGGGAGUGUCAGGCCAAGUGCAAGAGCCUGGGACUUCAGGGCAGAAGGCCUGACGCAGCAGCAGCAGCAGCAGCAGCAGCAGCAGCCACUUCAGCAAACUACAGCCCAGGAGUGGACGGGAGGCCAGAGGAGGGCUGGGAGGAAGAAGUGGAGGAUGUGGGUGAUCAAAGAGGAAUCUACUCUUCCACAGGCACUUUACCAACACAGGAAGGAAUCAAAAGUCAACUCCAUCGAGCUCUCCCUUACACUCCGACUGUGGCUGAGGAAGGGGGCCGCCACUGGACCGACGACGAGGUGCGAGCCCUGCUGUGCGUGUGGGCGGACCGGCAUGUCCGAGAGCGCUUGAAGUGCACGCUACGCAACAAGUCCAUCUUCCAAGAGAUGGCCCGUCAAAUGCAGAGAACUUUCGGGGUGGUGCGCAACUGGAAACAGUGUCGGACGAAAUACAAGAACUUGAAAUACGACUACAAGACGGCGAAAAGUGCCCACGCUGCAGGGGGCGGCGCCGCAGGAGGCCCGGGGAAGUACAUGAAGUUCUUCGAUGAGGUGGAGGCCAUUCUGCUGGACCGCGGGCUGGAAAACGGCGGCGUGGAAAUGCAGAGGAGGCUGUAUGAUGGAGAGGUGGCGGAAGGGAGGCUGCCAACACCAGCCCAGACGACAACCUCAGAAAGUGAGGUUGUCAUAGAAAUUGAUGAUGAUGACAACAGUGAUGAUUACGAUAUGGAGGUAGACACGGAAGCUAAAUGGAGCGGAACAGAUCCAUCCAGCUCGGACCAGAUCCACGUCGUCACGGUGUCGGACACGGGUCGAAACUGGAGCGACCAGGAGGUGCGAGCGCUGAUCCAAGUCUGGUCCGACGAGCGCGUGUGCAGGCAGCUGGAGAGCUCGACCAGAAAGAGGGACAUCUUCGUUCAGAUCUCCAACAGGUUAAUUCAGCAAGGCAUCGAGCGGGACUGGAAACAGUGCCACACCAAGUACAAGAACCUCAAGUACCUUUACCGCUCCCUCCAGAGGGGCAAGGGGGACGAGGCUGACCCCAGACGCCUCAUGAGGUUCUACGAUGAGGUGGACGCCAUUAUGAAUCGCACGACUAACGGCUCGCCACACGCCACGAGAACGGCAGAGCAACCAGAAGUUUCAGGAGAACUCGUGAUGUUGGAGGGUUCCGGGGAGAGAGAUCACGUGGAUGUUUAUUUGAUGAGGGCAAACCCAGUCCCGACAGUGGUUGGAGCGCUGGAGGAGAGAACUUGUAGCACCGACUCCGUCUCGUCUAUAAGCCUUGAUCUUACGCCAAGCAACGAGGAGAGGAGGCCGCAUGCAGCCAAGGAGCGUCGCUUGGAUCAGCAGCACAGAUUAAAGAACUCCGUUGAAAAAAGGGUAGAAAGAGAAAAUACCUACCUAGCAAACAGAGGAAUGAAGAGGAAAGCUGUGGAUCAAGUCCCCAAACUCCAGACUCCAAGGAAAAAACUGGACACUGGCUCUGCCUGUGCUGAUAACAGAGAGGCCCAGUGCAAAGAAGAGCAGGAUCACAUCCCAAUAAUAAAGAUAAACUCUGUCCGCUCAAUGGCCUCCCCCCAUCCAUCCCCAGAGAGACAGAGGAUGGAGUGUCUGCCCUCGCCUCGUGGUGAGGGAUGCGCUGCUCCCAUUGGCUGUGCGAAUCAGUUGAGGGACGCUAUUGGCUGUCAGAGCACCUGCAGGCCGAUCCCGAACUCCGCCAUGGCUUCCACUUCAGAGCUGAAGAUCGGACAGAAGUUGAAUGAGGGUAAAACCAAGCAGAUCUUCGAGCUGCUGGAGCCGCCCGGUCAGGUUCUGGUCCAGUCCAAGGACCAGAUCACCGCCGGGAACGCGGUGAGGAAGGACCAGAUGGAGGGAAAGGCUGCCAUCGCCAACAGAACCACGAGCUGCUUGUUCAAGCUGCUUCAGGAAUCCGGCAUCAAGACGGCCUUCGUGAAGCAGCACUCUGACACAGCAUUCAUCGCGGCCCACUGUGAAAUGAUUCCCAUCGAGUGGGUGUGUCGGAGAGUGGCGACCGGAUCCUUCCUCAAGAGGAAUCCAGGAGUCAAAGAAGGCUACCGCUUCUCUCCGCUGAAGAUGGAAAUGUUCUUUAAGGACGAUGCCAACAACGACCCUCAGUGGUCAGAGGAGCAGCUGCUGGAGGCCAAGUUCUGUCUGGCUGGGCUCGCCAUCGGCCAGUGUGAGGUGGACAUCAUGAACCGUAGCACGGUGGCCAUCUUUGAGAUUCUGGAGCGGGCCUGGGCCACUCAGAACUGCACGCUGGUGGAUAUGAAGAUCGAGUUUGGUGUGAAUGUGAAAACUAAAGAGGUUGUGCUGGCUGAUGUCAUCGACAACGAUUCCUGGAGGCUGUGGCCGGCCGGAGAUAGAAGCCAGCAAAAAGAUAAGCAGGUUUACCGUGAUCUUAAAGAAGUGACCCCUGAGGCCAUGCAGAUGGUGAAGAGGAAUUUUGAGUGGGUCUCUGAAAGGGUCAAGCUGCUGCUGGAGUCCCAGGCCAGUGGCAGGGUGGUGGUUCUGAUGGGCUCCACCUCGGACUUGGCCCACUGUGAAAAAAUUAAGAAGGCCUGUUCCUCCUAUGGGAUCUCCUGCAUCCUCAGAGUCACCUCGGCACACAAAGGACCAGAUGAGACACUCCGCAUCAAAGCAGAAUAUGAAGGUGACGGUGUACCUACUGUGUUUGUGGCUGUGGCCGGCAGGAGUAACGGCCUUGGUCCAGUGAUGUCAGGAAACACGGCUUAUCCCGUCAUCAACUGCCCUCCUCUCACUCCUGAUUGGGGCGCACAGGAUGUCUGGUCAUCCCUCCGUAUGCCAAGUGGACUCGGCUGCUCCACAAUCCUCUCCCCCGAGAGCGCUGCUCAGUUUGCGGCGCAGAUCUUCGGCCUGACCAAUCACCUGGUGUGGUGCAAGCUGAGAGCCUCCAUGCUCAACACCUGGGUGUCUCUCAAGCUGGCCGACCAGAAGCUACAGGCCUGCACCAUCUGAAGUGGCUCAAACCUCUUUGAGUCCUCUGUGCUGCUUUGAGGCUCCUCUGUCAGUCAAUAUCCGUUUACCAUGAUCGACCCACUAACAGUAGAUUGAUUCUACAUGUACUUUCUCACACACGUCAUUCAUUCCAUGGAAAGUAGAAAAUUAAUAAAAGCUUCGUAAUGAAA